Messenger RNA from Colletotrichum godetiae, 1815 nucleotides. Its product is annotated as amidohydrolase. Gene Ontology annotation, molecular function: hydrolase activity, acting on carbon-nitrogen (but not peptide) bonds. The record is from RefSeq and is a predicted model, not a curated record. The transcript has 2 exons. The coding region runs from base 296 to 1714 and encodes 472 amino acids. NCBI's taxonomy places the organism in Eukaryota, Fungi, Ascomycota, Sordariomycetes, Glomerellales, Glomerellaceae.
GAAGGGAGGACUUUGUGACAAUUGAGUAGAUUAUAUAACAAUCGGUGAAAUCCUUCAUCCGUAUCAGGAAGGUAAACUCUGGUGCACUGAUCGCUACAGUCAGGGAUGCUUCCAUCAUCCAUCGCCGACUCCGCACCGGCAAACUGCUCCGAUGCGCUUAUCGGCCACGGCAUUGUCGCCCGACUUCCCUCAACUCUCGUCGUUGGAUCAUCACUAAACCAUUGAGACUUGAUACCUUCACUCUGCUCUUCGCCUCUACAGUGUGACCCAACUCACUCCCGAUCCAGUCGCCGGCAUGACCCUCCGUAAAGCUCCCGCUCUCACCGGCCCCGCCAUGGAGCUUCCCCGACGCACUUCCCCGAGGCAGUGGAUGGCUGACUCCGAGGAUGCGAUCCCGGAGAAGCUCAUCAAGCCAUGGAAGCUCCCUCAGCAAAACACUUACAUUUUUAACAACGCAAACGUCGUGGACACCGCCAAAGGUCGCGUCAUCAAGAACACGUCUGUCAAGAUUUCCAAUGGCUUGAUUGAAAGCGUCGGUGGAAGCCCGGCCGAUAGCACAGGCAAUGAUGCCAUUGUAGUCGAUCUCCAGGGUAAAUACCUCUCUCCGGGUCUCAUCGACUGCCACGUCCACGUCAGCUCCGUACCCGGCGAGGCCGGCCUCAACGGCGGCUUUGACAUGGACGCCACCGUCUCUCACCUGCGGCAAUCGUUCGUCUGCGGUCGCAUCCUCAGCAAGGGCUUCACCACGGUCCGCGAUACCGGCGGCGCGACUCUCGCGCUAAAGGAGGCAAUCCAGGACGGCGUCUUUCCCGGGCCCCGCUUGUUCAUCGCCAACCAGGCUCUCUCGCAGACGGGAGGCCACGGCGAUCGCAGAGGUGCUCACGAUCACUCGGGGCUCUGCUGCGGAGGCACGUCGGGUCUCUCCAACGUCGUGGACGGCGUGCCGGAGUGUAUCAGGGCGACGAGGGAGCAGCUGAGGACGGGGGCCGACUUUAUCAAGAUCAUGGUCGGCGGCGGCGUCGCGUCGCCGACAGACAGGAUCGAGAAUACGCAGUUUACGGCGGACGAGAUCAAGGCCAUCAGCGAGGUCGCGCGGAGCUACGGGACUUGGGUUACGGCUCACGCAUAUACCCCGCGGGCGAUCCGCCACGCGGUCGAGAACGGCGUCACGGGCAUCGAGCACGGCAACUUCAUCGACAAGAAGACGGCAGAGUUCAUGGCCGAGAACGACGUGUGGCUGACGCCUACGCUGGUCACGUACGACGCCAUGGCAUCCGAUAAAUACAAGGGAUUCUUGCCCCCCGCGAACCAGCAGAAGAAUCAGGAGGUCUUGAAAAGGGGCCUCGAGUCGUUGAAGAUUGCCGCCGCAGCGGGCGUCACCAUCUGCCACGGAUCAGAUCUGCUCGGCCCCCUUCAGGCUGAGCAGAGCAGGGAGUUUGGCAUCCGCCAGCAGGCUCUCAGCAACAUGCACGUACUUCAAUCUGCUACAGUCAACGCCGCCAGGAUGCUCCGACAGCAGGAUGUGCUGGGGCAGGUGAAGGAGAAGUUCGUGGCGGACUUGCUGAUUCUCAAUGGUAACCCAUUGGACGACGUCUCGAUACUGGAUGAACCGGAGAAGAACGUCUUGGCUGUGAUUAAAGAUGGCCGGGUCUACACGAGCCGAUGGAGCAAGCUCCCAGAAGAUGUGACGGAGCCGUCUCGAUUGAUUGAGUGAGCAGUAUGCGGGGAUAGGGAACAUGUUAAUAUGUGACGGGAGAAUCGGAGCCAGGGAACGAGCUGGACUUUUGCUUGUGGAAGCGGCGGACCAAGCAAUGA